CCUCUCACGACACACUGCGGGGCUGGGGGACUGGGGAGGAGGGAUGACUAUUUUUAGAAUUUAUGGAAGAAAGGAGGAAAGAGGGCAAAACAAAAACCGAGAAUAACAACACUAAAAAAAUGAUGGAGACUCUUAGAGGUCUCCAGCUCCCAGGAAGAAAUCCCCCUGCCUCCGACCGUGGCAGAAGGGUUCCCCUUACUGGCUCCUCAAAGAUCCAGACCCCAGGAGGCGCAUUGUUCGGACUCGCAAGCGAGGGCAGCCUCAGUUUGAGUGUCUUCAGCUGCCGUCCGGCUUCGGUGGGGACACUCUGUGUGUCCCCCGGGGGAUCGGGUCCCUUUCGGGAGCUGCGUGCGCACCUUCUUUCCCACGCCCUUGCCCUGCUGCCGGUGCACUUGGCUUUGCGCUCUGUCCGGGACGCGGGUUCCAGCAGUUGCUGCCGAAGACUGCCGGUUGGUUCUGGAGCCCAGCUGCUGAGCCAUGUUGGGCCCUGGGCCUGUGGUGAGUCCAGCCUGGGGAUGCAGGUGGCCAUGAGCAGUUGCAGCCACAAUGGCAGUGUGGGGCGGCCACUGGGCAGCUGGGACCCCACAGGCCCUGAGGCUGGCUGCCCCCCACAGCCCCUGCAUGGCCUGGGCCAGCAGACACAGCUGUCACCUGGCAGCCCACGGGGACACCCGCAGGAGCAGGAGACCAGGUCAGGCUCUGGGAGACCCCCGACAGUCAGCCACCGCCUGGGGCACCGUAGGGCUCUCUUCGAGAAGCGCAAGCGCCUUAGUGACUACGCACUCAUCUUCGGCAUGUUUGGCAUCGUUGUUAUGGUGACAGAGACAGAGCUGUCCUGGGGUGUGUACACCAAGGAGUCCCUGUACUCAUUCGCUCUCAAAUGCCUCAUCAGUCUGUCCACUGUCAUCCUGCUGGGCCUCGUCGUCCUCUACCAUGCACGGGAGAUCCAGCUGUUCCUGGUGGACAAUGGUGCAGAUGACUGGCGAAUUGCUAUGACGUGGGAGCGAGUGUCUCUGAUCUCUCUGGAGCUGGCUGUGUGCGCCAUCCACCCAGUGCCCGGCCACUACCGCUUCACGUGGACGGCGCGGCUGGCCUUCUCACUGGUGCCAUCGGCGGCCGAGGCAGAUGUGGACGUGCUGCUGUCCAUCCCUAUGUUCCUGCGUCUCUACCUGCUGGCCCGAGUCAUGCUCCUACACAGCCGCAUCUUCACGGAUGCAUCCAGCCGCAGCAUCGGCGCACUCAACCGGGUUACCUUCAACACACGUUUCGUCACCAAGACACUCAUGACCAUCUGCCCUGGAACCGCACUGCUGGUCUUCAGCAUCUCCUCCUGGAUCGUUGCCGCCUGGACUGUGCGUGUAUGCGAGAGAGGGAACAUGUACCACGACAAACAGGAAGUGACCAGCAACUUCCUGGGAGCCAUGUGGCUCAUCUCCAUCACCUUCCUGUCCAUCGGCUAUGGAGACAUGGUGCCACACACCUACUGCGGGAAGGGUGUGUGCCUGCUCACAGGUAUCAUGGGAGCCGGUUGCACUGCACUGGUGGUCGCCGUGGUUGCCCGCAAGUUGGAGCUCACCAAGGCAGAGAAACACGUUCACAACUUCAUGAUGGACACACAGCUCUGCAAGAGAGUCAAAAAUGCUGCUGCAAAUGUUCUCAGGGAAACAUGGCUCAUCUAUAAACACACCAGGCUGGUGAAGAAGCCAGACCAAGCCCGGGUUCGGAAACACCAGCGUAAGUUCCUCCAAGCCAUCCAUCAGGCUCAGAAGCUCCGGAGCGUGAAGAUUGAGCAAGGGAAGCUGAACGAUCAAGCAAACACACUGGCUGACCUGGCCAAGACACAGAGCAUUUCAUUUGAAGUGGUGUCCGAGCUGCACGCACAGCAGGAGGAACUGGAGGCCCGCCUGGCCGCCCUGGAGAGCCGCCUAGAUGCGCUGGGCUCCUCCCUGCAGGCUCUGCCCGACCUCAUCGCCCAAGCCAUAUGCCCUCUCCCACCCCUCCAACCAGGCCCUGACCACCCAUCCCUGACAACCCAGAGUCCACCAGGCUGCUGGCUGCCCACCACCCCCUCAGAUUGUGGGUGACGGCCCAGCUGGCCACCAGACCCCUGAAUCUUGGCCAUCACGUGGUCACGGCCAGCUCCACACCAUCCAGGAAGUCUCAGCAAAGCAGGGUGGAGUUGAGCUUAGUGGAACUGGGUUCAUCAUUCUGAGGCUGUCCGUGGGAGGCUGCAGGCUCAGCUGUCCCCAAGUCCCUGGUGGCCAAGGACGAUGUCACUUCCAAGUAAGUCAGGAGCCACCAACUUCCUGUUUGGGUGGCAGGGAAGACCCUGAGCAGCCCCCCACAGGAAGUGGACUCCCCAGCCUGGGGGUUCCUGGAUGGAGGGGGGCUUCAUUGACAUGUAUUGAGUAUCUGCUGUAUAUGGGGACUGUGGUAUACUUUCUGGGAUCUGCCUGGAGUAAGAUAAAGCAAAUGAAAGCUCAGAGAAGUGAAGCCACUUGCCUGGGGCCACACAGCAUGGGUAGAUGGAUUCCAAAUGGAGUCUCAGAGGCCAAAGACACCUAGGAGGGUCCAGGGGCAGCCUUAGAGGAGAGCUAGUGGCCAGGGUCACAGACACAACCAGAAUCAUAGAGGUCCCUCCAUGCCUUGGACUCCAGGCUUUGGGCAUUUGGAGGACACUGGGCCCCAGGUAGGCAUGGGUGGACCUAUUCAGGACCCAUCCAGGGAGUCCUGGUCCUGAAAGCCACUGAUAAGCUAUUGGCCACCUGGCUAGGUGAGAUAAUAGGGCUGAGUGCAAGUUCCCAGGGGACAGGCUUUAGACCCCCCCAACUGAGAUGGUUCUGGAGAGGUGCUGCUGGGUGGAACUGGGUGGACUUGCUCAGUCUGCCACAGUGUGCACAUCCCAGGACUUAACUCAGCCCCCCUCCCGGAGUUAGCAUGCUGGUGCUCAGUACCUGUUCCCAGCUCCUUCCCUCCUGGCCUCAGGUGGCCUUACCCUGCCCCUGCUGGGCCCAGUAUUUGCUCCUGUCCAUCAGGGGGUACUGAGGACUAGGCUCUGCCCAAAUUGGGGACAAAUAAGUAACCAGAAGAAAUGAAGGCCAGGAGUGGUGGUGGCACAUCUUGAAUCCCAGUACUAUGGACUCUUAGAGGCAGGUGGAUUUGUGAGAUGGAGUCCAGCCUGGUCUACAUAGUUCCAGGCCACUUGGGCCUUCAGGGAGACCCUGUC
Molecule: messenger RNA, 3226 nt
Organism: Nannospalax galili (Upper Galilee mountains blind mole rat)
Lineage: Eukaryota; Metazoa; Chordata; Mammalia; Rodentia; Spalacidae
Gene: Kcnn1
Product: potassium calcium-activated channel subfamily N member 1
Exons: 13
Coding region: 63-2084 (673 amino acids)
Biological process (GO): potassium ion transmembrane transport
Cellular component (GO): neuronal cell body; plasma membrane; neuron projection
Molecular function (GO): small conductance calcium-activated potassium channel activity; calmodulin binding
Source: RefSeq, a predicted model, not a curated record